UUGCGGGGAAAGCGCUCCGUCUGGUCCGUGCGCUAUCACGGCCCGGUGCGUGGCUCGGGCACGGGGGGAGCUGGAGACGCGUGGAGCCGUUCGAGGACUCGCGGGUGUGCAGGUCUGAGUACCACUCCGAUCCCUGGUGGAGGUCUCCGCGCCUCUCUGGAGACCAGUGGUCUGGCCCCAGAGUGCACCUAUGAUAUGUGUUUUAGAAAUAGCUGUUAAACUUUGGUUUGAAUGAAGAAUGUCUCUCAAUUCACCUAUAUUUCUCAAACGAAGUGAAGAAAAUAAUUCAAAAUUUGUGGAAACAAAACAGUCACAAACUACUUCCAUAGCUUCAGAAGAUCCCCUUCAAAACUUAUGUUUAGCAUCUCAAGAAGUUCUUCAAAAAGCUCAGAAAAGUGGGAGAUCAAAAUGUCUCAAAUGUGGUGGUUCCAGAAUGUUCUACUGCUAUACAUGUUAUGUUCCAGUUGAAAAUGUACCUAUUGAACAGAUUCCACUUGUGAAGCUUCCAUUGAAGAUUGACAUCAUUAAACAUCCAAACGAAACAGAUGGCAAAAGUACUGCUAUACAUGCAAAACUCUUAGCACCUGAAUUUGUAAACAUUUACACGUAUCCUUGUAUUCCAGAAUAUGAAGAAAAGGACCAUGAAGUUGCACUCGUUUUUCCUGGACCUCAGUCUAUCUCAAUAAAAGAUAUUUCUUUUCAUUUGCAAAAAAGGAUUCAAAAUAAUGUUAGAGGCAAAAAUGAUGACCCUGACAAGCCAUCUUUUAAACGCAAAAGAACUGAAGAACAACAGUUCUGUGAUUUGAAUGACGGCAAGUGCAAAGGCACACCACUGAAAAAAAUUAUAUUUAUAGAUAGUACCUGGAACCAAACAAACAAAAUAUUCACUGAUGAGCGACUUCAAGGUAAAAAAAAAAAAAUGUUUUUUUGGACUGUUCCUCCCUCAGACUUGUUUUGAAAAAGCUUCAAACUUAUAGAUAAUUUGAAAGAAGAGUUGCAUUGAAUACCUAUACAUUUUGCCACGUUGACUUUAUUUCUCUAUUUCUCUUUAUUAUAUAUGUGAGUGUGUAUUUAUAUAUUAUAUAUAUUUUUGAUUGAUCAGUUAAGUUUCGGGCUUUGUAACACUUUACCCUUAAAUAUUAAGUAUACAUUUUCCUUUUUUUGUUUGAGACAGUCCCAGUCUGUUGCCCAGGCUGGAGUGCAAUGGUGCAACCUUGGC
Molecule: messenger RNA, 1219 nt
Organism: Chlorocebus sabaeus (green monkey)
Lineage: Eukaryota; Metazoa; Chordata; Mammalia; Primates; Cercopithecidae
Source: RefSeq, a predicted model, not a curated record